This is a messenger RNA of Pecten maximus, 2153 nucleotides long. RefSeq names its product N-acetylglucosamine-1-phosphodiester alpha-N-acetylglucosaminidase-like. The coding region runs from base 58 to 1650 and encodes 530 amino acids. The transcript has 11 exons. NCBI's taxonomy places the organism in Eukaryota, Metazoa, Mollusca, Bivalvia, Pectinida, Pectinidae. The record is from RefSeq and is a predicted model, not a curated record.
UGACUAUUUCCAUUUCCUACAGGUAAGGGCAUUUUACUGUGUUGGUGAGUGUCUAUCAUGGUUCCAACAGGAAGGCAGACUUUCCAUGGAUUCAUCCUGAUUAUCAUUCGUUUGCUGUAUCUAUCAACGCUCCAGAUUGUUAACUCGCUCCACGUCGGCGUAAACAUGACUAGAUGUCCGAAGAUCAAGUCUGGAAAAGUACCAUUCUCUGUCGUCAAAUCGAACGGAUUCCGGUCCACGUCGCUUCAAUCUCCUCUCGUUAACUAUCGCUACACAUAUAAGAAACUCGAUGAACGCCAUCUUGUAUUACGUCAUGUGCUUGUGAAGUACCCCUAUCAGACUUUAUCCGUCCAUGAACCAUGGUAUCCAGGCGGUUGCCACGCUAACCGCACGUUUGUAGCCAAGACAACGGAACAGAAAUCGUGCAUGGUUGCAGUGAAUGCGGGGUUUUUCCACGAAUUUGGAGCAGGAGCUGGGUGUUAUGGGAAUAUUGUAAGUGACGGAAGACUUGUGCAAGACUCAGAUGGGAUACAAAAUGUCUACUUCGGAAUCAAAGAAAAUGGCGAUAUUUUUACCGGUUACCUCACAGCAGAUGAUAUGGCGAAAGAGAAGUUUAUUCAGCUGGUGGGCGGGGUCAUCUGGUUGAUACGGAAUGGCGAGGUUUACAUAAACGAAAGUAUGGAGUACGAAUGUUCAGCGCCAAUCAAAGCACCGAUACAAAACUUUACGAGCUCACUAUCGGCCAGAUCUGCUGUUGCGGUCCACAAAGAUGGCAGGGUUAUACUCGUGCAGGUUGAUGGGAACACUAAUGAACGAGGGAUAAACCUGUACGAGUUUGCUGACAUUCUGUUGAAGUUUGGUGUUGUACAAGCCGUGAACUUAGACGGCGGUGGAUCAUCUACAUUGUUAAUUAACGGCACAAUGAUCAACAACCCACCCGACAUAUGUGUAGACGAUCCCCGGUUUCGAUGUCCAAGGACUGUAUCCACAGUUCUCUGUGUACACGAACCGACCUGUGAGCCUGAGGACUGUUCAGGACACGGGCAGUGUGUUAUGGGAAGGUGUAUAUGUUAUUAUCCGUGGACUGGACAAGGCUGUACAAAGCUUAGAUGCUAUAAAGACUGCUCAUUUAACGGAAGAUGCACUCCACGUGGAUGUGUGUGCAAUGCUGGUUUUCAUAGAUUAGACUGCAAUGAACGCUGUUCAGAAGGGCGUUAUGGGAAAGGAUGUACUGGAGUAUGUGUAUGCCUAAACGGCGCCACGUGCAACACUGAGGACGGAUCAUGUGACUGUGCCCCAGGAUACAAAGGACUCGCCUGCGGGGAAGUUUGUGAUUAUGGGUAUUAUGGAGAAGGGUGUAACCGAGUAUGUCAGUGUAAAGGUGGCUGUUCCUGUCACCACGUCACAGGGAGCUGUAUUGGAACUCAGAGGAUCAAAGAAUUAUUACGAGUGUACCACUGUGUUGCGGAUGGAAUUCUAGAAGAAGAGACACAAUUGAAGUCCGAUCAGCUAAUGAAAUAUAACUUGAUGACAGUAGCACUCGUGGUAAUAGGAAUGGAAGCGUCUAUCAGCAUGAUACUGAGCUUACUCCUGCUAUACAAAGUAUUCGUGUCAAAUCAGACGUCCAUUGAACGAUAUAAGCAGCCGUGAUGAAAAUAUCCAAUGCUGAAUUUACACUUGUAUAUAUGUGAGAGUACGCAAGCAAACGAGAGCGAGUACGAUGAAUUAAAGUAUGGCCAUGGUUAAGGUGAAAGUGUGUUGAUGAAUCUUUAAUUGAUAUAUUGAACAUUUAUAAGUAGAACAAAGCUUGUUCAUUCUAAAGCAAUAUGAUAUUGAUAUUCAAUACAUUUGAAUGUUCAAUAACCGAUUCAUCACUUAUAAAAUGUACAACAGUAUAUGUUUUUGAUUCUGUAGACGUACAUAUCAAGCUAUAGUAUUCUUGCUAUUUUCACAUUGAAAACAGUUGUUUAAUUCUGAUUGUCUUAAUAAAACGUUUUAUUGCACUGUGUUAUAUUGGUGCGUCAGUACUGAAAUCUGUGUAAAUAUAUAAUGAACUUUAUUAGUAUUUCAUAAGCUGAUACUAGUUAAUUCAAUGUAAAACAUUGCAUCCCAAUUGUCUUUUCAAAGAAUAAACAAAUGAAGCAUUGUUGUCA